UUCACGGACUACUUCUUGUCAGUUACAAGUUUAUAUCUUUGUUUACUAAAGAAAAAAGCAUAUUAUUAACUGUGUAAUAAUUUUUUUUAACAAAAAAGAAAUAUGUCAAUAAAUGUGACUGUCAACGGUAAUCCGGUGAAUAUACGAAAAGGACGAAUGUUUCUGUCAGAUUUGGAUCAAAUCAAGAAAAAUGAACGCGAUCGUCGAAGGAGGUUACGUGUCGAACAGGUUCGACAGCAAUCAAAAGAAAUAUCAAAUAGACUCUUGGAACGUGCAAAAAAUGCAACACAAAAAGAAUUGAGUCGUCUUGAAAAGGAUGGCAAAUCAGAGCUUAAGCAGAUACACGAUAGAAAAAUAAUGGAUAUGCAACAAAAAUAUCAUGAAGAUAUGGAGGAUAUAGGUCAAGCUCAUUUAGCAGCAACACUUCAACCUGAUGUUAAUGCAAUUAUUGAAGCGGAAGCAAGAAGAAAUAGAGCUAUUGCACUUCAAAGAGGAAAAGAAGCAGCACAAAAAUUAAAGGACGCUGAAAUGAGAGAAGAUGCUCGUUUAUUACAACAGGAGAGAAUAAAAAAAAUACGUGAGAAGGAAAAUUCACGUGCUGCAGCUGUUGUUGAAAAAUCAAAGCAAAAUAAUGAUGAAAAAUUAAUUUCUGAGACAUGUCACAGUGACGAUGCAAUAAUUGAAAUUGUAGACGAUAAAAAUUUGAAAAAAACAAAAAUCAUUAAAUCUCCAUCUAAAAAAUCACCUAUCAAAGUUGUGACAAAAUCAAAUGUCAAGGUGAUUGCAAAUCAUUCAAAAUUAAAAAGUCACACUGGCUCUACCGAAACGCGGCGAAAAAAUAAGGAAAAAGAAGAGAGAAGACAUUUUGAAAAAUUAAGAACUCGGGAUGCAAAUUCUUCUAAUGUUUCACAAAUAGCGACAAAUCCCGAUUCUGAUAUUGAAGAAAUCGAAGAAAAUUCCUCUAAUAAAAAUAUUCCAUCGACAAAAUCUAGUAAAUUUUCAAGAUAUAAUCCAGAGGAUUAUAUUCAUAAAUCAAUCGAUUCCAGUAGCACUAGUAGCUCAAGUUCGAUAAGUGAAGAUUCUUCUUAUUUUUCUGAUGCUGCGGAUCCUGUUAUAAAAAGAAAUCCAAAAUUUAAAACCCCCGAGAAAAGCAAAGUUCAACUCUAUGAUCACAAUACUAGGCAGAAAAAUGCUUACGAUAGACCUGCGGGAAUUGUUCAACGAAUUGACUUUACAAAUGAGCCAAACGCAGAAGACUUGGCUCGAGAAGUUGUCGAAUCAGAAAUUGCAAAUGCCGAAUUAUUAAAAAAGCAAAAAACAAAUGCCGAUCGUCGUGGACAAGAUGCAUUGCUUCGAGAGAAAAUUCGUCGCGAUUAUCAAAAUAUGAUGCAAAAUUUAGAGCAUUUAUCGCGCGAGGAACGUAAAUUGAAAGCCAGUCAAAUUCACGAACCACCUAAUCUACAUAUGUCACCAAAUCGACGAAAAGAAAUGCAAAAUAAACGUCAGAGAAAAAUGAAUCGUGCAUUGGAGGGAAUUUUACGAACCACUGACGAUCCACCUUAUACAUUAACGGAAAAAAUUGUUACCCUAAAACCACAAGACGAUAAUGAUGAUAUACAAUUUCAGCCAAAUGCUUCUUGGCAAGAUUCACCAUUUAAAAAUCCCACACCACCUCGAUCACCCGAAUUAAAAGAUAGUUUCGAUGAAUUAUCACGCGAGGAACAAAUUCUCGAACUAUUGCAAAAAGUCGAAAGACAAAAGAGAAUUUUACUUCGUGAAUUUGGUGCUAAUCUACCACAGGAUGUAUUCACUCAACAAAAACCGCCAUCGAUUGAAAAAAAUCAUUCACCUGAAAUUCAAGUAAUAAAUAUGUCAACACAACAGGAAAUACCAAAAAUCAUCGAGAAAUUGAAAACUAAAUCCGAAAUUGCUGUACAAACAUCAACAAUUGAAGAAACUGCCGAGGAUAAAGGUGUACAAGUUGAAUUAAUUCAAGAAAUUGAAAAUAUUGAAAAUCAACCAAAAAUCCAUCCACUCGAACCAAUUGUCAAAAUUGUUACACCUGAAAUUGAUGACACCAGCAGUGGAUCGUCAAUAAUCACCGAUCUUGUAAUAAAUUUCGAUAAAAAACAAGUCCAAGUAACGCCAAAGAGAAAAAAGAAAGGGACAUUAAAAAUUUCACGUAAAUCAUCACCGCUAACAUCAUCUAAAUCACGUUCCGUUAAUAAAUCAACGCCGAUAAAAAAACAAUUUUCAAAAUCACCAUCAAAAUUACCAAAAAAAUCGCCAAUAAAAAAUCAAGAAACAAAACAACAACAAUUUGAAAUCGAUACUAUUGAUUCAAGUACAGAGAGUUCGCAAAUUUAUUCAACGCCUAAAAUUGAUGAUUCAGGUAAAAUUUAUCGUAUUCAUUCGCGAUCAAUGAAAAAAACAAUAAGAAUUCGUGACGCCUCCGAUACAACAUCAACAUCAUAUGCGAGUCCACCAAAUGCACAAGCAGCUGCUCUUUUAAAUCAAAACAAUUUCACUGAUAUGACACCAAUUUUAGAAUUAUUAGAUUCACAUGCAAUUGAUGCGUUACAUGUUCGUAAAUCACAAAUAAGUCCCGUAUCAACGCCCGAAACACCAUCGCCAAGAACAAUUAAAUUACCAUCAAAUAUUCCUAAUCCAGAAAAAAUAAGUAAAAUGUUAAAAUUUAUCGAUAUUGAUAAUAAAAAAUCGCAAAGAGAAGAAAAUAAUUUUACAAAAAAUUCACAAAAAUCAAUGCAAACAUGUCAAUGCAAAAAUCCAAAUUGUAAAAUGCAUUAUAAUGAAACUGAUAAUUUGAAAAAUUGUCCCGAAAUACAAAAAUUAUACGAAGAAUUGGAAAAUGUUUGCGCUGAGAGAAUUGCUUCGUUGACGGAUCUUAUUAAAAAAUUGCGAAACGAACCUAAAAUUCUUCCAGCGGGAGCUGAUUUUACUCUACUAUCACCGCAGGAUAAAAUAAAUCUUCAAUUAUCAACGAGUAGUAUUCCACGUGAUUUAAAAGAUGUUCGUAAUUUAGUGGAAAAUGUCGAGGCAAUUAAUAAUCAAUUGGCAAGAACAUUACAAGAAUCACGAAGAAUUAUUGCCGGCGAAGGAAUUGAUUUACCAAAACCACCAUUGUCUUAUUCACAAAUACAAAAAUCACCCGAUAUCAGUGAUUCAAAAUCAAAAGAAGAAUCCACAUCAUCAAGUAAUGAAGAAGAUGAUAAUGAUAGAAUUGAAAAAUUAAAACCAAAAAUUGUUAGCGAAGAAACGGUAAAAUUAAAUUUGGAUAAAUUUCGUAUUUUUCAAAAUCCAAAAUUAGAAAACAAAAUUAAUGAUCCCGAUAAACAAUCGGGACACGAUGAUAUUGUUGAAAAAAUUUCCAACGAAAUUUUACAACAAAGUAAAAGUGUCGAUAAAUCAUCAGGUUUUGUGACACUCGAUUCAUUUAAAGAAACUGACAGUUAUUUAGCAAUGAAGGAGGAAUUUGAUUUUCGUGAUUUUGAUUCCUCUGAGGAGCAAAAUAACGUUUCUGAACAAAAGACAUCUUCAAGUCCCAAGAAAAAAGAUGAUUUUAUUCCAAUAUUGGCAGGAAUUCCUAAAACUCCACGAGCAUUGCCAAAUUUAAAUAACAGGGGACGUCCACCUGUUACAUUAACCAGCGGUCAUUACAGAUCACCCGCUCAUGAGCUUUCGACAAUCGUUGAAUUUGACACACCGGAUACGGCAGACAGAAGUCAAAUUAGCGGGAAAAUAUCACCGUCAAAGGCAAAAAGAAAUCUCACAAAUGACAUAACAUCAGUGAGUCCUUCUAAAAAAUCUACCUUAAAAAAACCCUUAGAUCUAUUUAAUAUUCCAAAAAAUAACAUUAAACCUUCCGUUCAUGUUGCUCCAUUACCAAGUCAUCGAACACCCGAACAAACACCUAAACGUUCACAAAUUCAAAAAUCAUCAAUUCAAUUAUUUCCCGGCAAAGAAAAACCAUUCGAUGCCUUUGCAUUGCCAAAUGAAAAUGAAAGUCAUUCAUCGUAUUCAUCCGAAAUUAAAAAAAUUGCAAUUUCAAAAUAUGACGAAAAUAAUUCAUCAAUAUUAAAUAUUUUAUCAAACACACAAAAUGAGCAAUUUUUUAAAAAAAUCAGUUCAACAAGUUCAAAUAGUUUUUCACCAUUAUCGGGAAUUUCGGAAAUAAUUAGUACACCAUCGUCGGAUUUUUUAAAAUGUCCAUCAUCACCUGAGGAAAUGGAGAGAACUUUAAAAAAAUUUGGUCUUGGUUGGGCAUUAACAACAUUGAAAAAAACACGUGAAGCAUCAGCAUUAAGUUCAUCGUCAAAUUCAGAUGUGACACCAAUAAUGACAGCGAGAAAAAUUAUAUCACCAAUUAAGAGGCAAGCGGAGAAUCUUUAUUUAUAUGGUUUACCUGAUUUUAGUGAUGUAUCAUCGAUAUCAGUUAAAGAAGCAAGUAAAAGUACCGAACGUGCUGUACUAUUAAAAGGACGUACAUCAACACCAAAUAUGAUACAUUCAAAUUCUGAUGAUAAAUCAAGUACAACGACAAUAAAUUCAUCUUGUAUUAGUCUACGUGAUCCUAACGAUAGUUUAAUUGCUCCAAAUUUAUUUCUUUCCCAUGGAAAGAAAAAGAAUAAUAAUAGAGGAAAAUUAACGAAACAUCUAUGAUGUUGAUUUUUUUAAAAUAAAUUCUUAGAAAAAACGGUAAAAUAUGAAUUUUACCGUUUUUAAUUUUGAUAAUCUUCACAAAAAAGUGAGAAACUUUUUAAAUAGGAAGAAAUGUGUUCAUUAUUGACGUAAAUUUUUAAUUAAAUAUUAUAUAUAUAUAUAUACUGUUUUGAGCUCGCGAAAAUUUAUUUAAGGUUCAAAUUUAUAUAAAUAUAUAUCAGUUUGUAGAUCAAAUUGAUCUAAAUUUUGUGCCUUUUAAGAAUUUUCGAUUUAUUAUAAUUAUGCCAUUCGACCUUGUUAAUAAU
This is a messenger RNA of Leptopilina boulardi, 4985 nucleotides long. RefSeq lists its product as uncharacterized. The transcript has 10 exons. Lineage: Eukaryota; Metazoa; Arthropoda; Insecta; Hymenoptera; Figitidae. Bases 103 to 4680 code for a protein of 1525 amino acids. The record is from RefSeq and is a predicted model, not a curated record.